Molecule: messenger RNA, 1869 nt
Organism: Penicillium canariense
Lineage: Eukaryota; Fungi; Ascomycota; Eurotiomycetes; Eurotiales; Aspergillaceae
Product: putative AP-3 adaptor complex subunit mu
Exons: 3
Coding region: 1-1869 (622 amino acids)
Biological process (GO): intracellular protein transport; endocytosis
Cellular component (GO): clathrin adaptor complex; cytoplasmic vesicle
Source: RefSeq, a predicted model, not a curated record
AUGAGCGGCGAGAUCGAUGCCGUCUACAUAUAUGACGAGCACAACGCCCCUCUCGUCGAGCAUAUUUACCGAUCCCGCCCGCCAUCGGCCGCCGCCAUCCUGCCCCUCUACCUGGCUCAUGCUGCCCCGCGCCCCUCCUUACUGUAUCUACCCGGAACUACGCCUCCGGUGACCGUGUUCUCGACUAUUCAGUCAAAUCUCCUGUUUCUCGCCGUGUCUGAGGUGGAUACGGAGCCGCUGUUGGUCCUGGAAUUCCUGCAUCGCGUGGUCGAUGUACUCGAGGAAUUUGUCGGUGCACCGCUUCUCUCCAGCAAGAUCCAGGCCAAUUACGAUGUCGUCGCUCAGUUGCUACAUGAGAUGUGCGAUGCCGGGGUAGUCUGUAACACCGAACCAAAUGUUUUGCAAGAAGUUGUGGAGGUGCCGAGCUGGAUGGGGAAGCUCCUCGGGGGAAUCACUGUGCCAGGCAGCACAUCCACGCCAGCUCUAGGAACAGCCAACCCUUUGAAGCAAUCCCUGGCCACCGCGAGCGCAUCCCAAGGCCCCGCAAUUCCCUGGCGGCGGUCAGGAGUACGACACACUUCUAAUGAGCUAUAUGUCGAUAUUAUUGAAUCUUUGUCUGUGACUAUGGCACCUUCGGGCAGGUUACUUUCUGCGUUGGUUUCCGGGACUAUCGCAUUCACCGCAAAGAUAUCUGGAGUGCCGGAUUUGCUUCUAUCAUUAUCAGCGCCGGGAGGUCAGCAAGCACUCGCACGCAAAUUUGAGCUUCCUGUUUUCCACCCCUGUGUGCGUCUAGCUCGUUGGCGAGAACGACCGGGUGAGCUCAGCUUUGUUCCCCCUGAUGGCCGCUUCAUUCUGGCAGGUUAUGAGGUUGAUCUACUCCCGAUAGACCCGGGUCUAGAUCAGCCACCAAGCCACAUGGAGAAGCUCUUUCUCCCUGCUAUCGUGGAUAUUCGCAAGUCCUUGGGGCCUUCAGGCGCAGAUUUUGAGGUUCGGUUGACUUUGAAUACCGACUUCCCGGGCCAGACCUCAUCUUCGCGGCCAACCGCUUCGCGGAGUGGAUCAGGGACCUCCACACCUUCCUUCCUUGGCGGUGGCAGUGGAAGCUCCUCCGGGCCGGUACUCGAGGAGGUGGUUGUGAGCGUUCCAAUUUCCAAAUAUGUGCGGCAUAUCACGGACAUGCAGGCCAGUCGCGGUGAUGCACAGUUUUCUCAUACCAGCGGUCUUCUUGAAUGGCGGAUUCCGACCACCCGCGACGCAGGGACUACCUCUGGUACUGCGACUCUUCGCUGUACCGUAUCCGGUUAUCCAUCGCCGGACGAGGACCUGGAGGAUAGCUUAGAAGAUGAGGAUGCCGAUGCUAACCUCCUCCAGGGCUACUACGAAGCCCCCACCUCCUAUGACCCGUCAUCUAACAGUACCAGGAAGAGCCGGGACCCCUCCAAGCGAAAGAAGAAGAAGAAGAAGUCGAGCAAAAAAUCUCGGACAGCCGAAGAAACCGGCGACGCUCCAGGUGAUGGCCCAUCCGAAGAACCAGUCAAAGCCAAAACCCCCUCCCCCAAUCAUUCCAAACCUCAAACACCGCAACCCAUGGCCCUCGCCCAACCUUCCUCCCAGCUUCCAGCUUUCUUCGCGCCAUCUUCUACACCUCGUCCAACGCCCCGCAGAACCAAAGCCCAAGUCAACGCGAGCCUAAUGCCGAACUCAGCCUCAGUCUCCUUCUCCGUGCGAGGCUGGCUUCCCUCCGGUAUCAAGGUGGAUAGCCUGACCAUUGAUCAGCGCCGCAGUCGGGGUCUUGGGGAGAGUGUGAAACCAUAUAAGGGGGUGAAAUACCUAUGUGUGAGCAAGCGCGGUGUAGAGCGGCGUUGUUGA